Messenger RNA from Dacryopinax primogenitus, 5079 nucleotides. RefSeq lists its product as uncharacterized. Lineage: Eukaryota; Fungi; Basidiomycota; Dacrymycetes; Dacrymycetales; Dacrymycetaceae. Bases 1 to 5079 code for a protein of 1692 amino acids. Gene Ontology annotation, cellular component: nucleus; Cul8-RING ubiquitin ligase complex. Gene Ontology annotation, biological process: double-strand break repair via homologous recombination; replication fork processing. The record is from RefSeq and is a predicted model, not a curated record. The transcript is spliced from 8 exons.
AUGUCGUCGGAUGAGAGCGAUGAUCCCAUGCUCCUACGGCCCCAUCGACCACGGAGAAAAGAAACAGAAAAGGUUACAUCAUCAAAUGAUGAGCCAUCCGAACCACCACUCAAACGAAGGCGGCUGAGCAACGAUGCCCUGGUCCUGCUCGAGUCGUCCGACGUCGGCGAACAGGAACAGUUAGCAGCUGAAGGUGACGAUUAUUGGCUCUCGCCGCCGACUACACAUGGAGAUGAUAUACUUGAACUGAAGUCAGUAUCCUCGUCUGUUCGAGCUUCUACCUUUCGUCCUGUGGACCUUCCGCCCUCUGUUUCAACACGGUCCCUGCACCUUGACCGUCCUUCCCUCCUCGAAACCUCGCAAGCCUCCACAGAGUCAUCAGUGAACUCCUUGCCACGAGGCUUUCUCCAUUUACACGCGACUCUGUCGUUGUCUCCGAAGGAUGACAGUCGGCUUCCUCUCUUCGAGAGUUCUCCUACGUCCUCUCUUCUCACCCCCACUUCCGCCCAAUCCUCUCAAGGUUCCAUCUUCCGUCGCCUGCAACCUCAAUCUCCAAUCGCACCGCCUCAGACAAUUGCGUCUACUCCUUUCGGAGCUGUCCCGAAUCUUGCAGCGUUGGGUCCUGUGCGCGAACUUCGCCCGAGGACCAAAAAGCAACUUGCGCCGUUCACCAUAGAUCGCGCUGAAUACGAGCGCGUUCUUCGCAAUGCCAGGGAAGCAAUUGUGAGGGAUAAGGUUGUAGCAAGGGCAAGCGCAAGGGAUGAGAGUCAAUACGAGGAGACGCAAGACGCUGGGACUACCCAACAAACUGAGGAGAGUGGAGAGGACUUCAUUCCUCGUGCCACUCUGGCCAGAAGACGCCCUCAGUCUCGUUCUCCUGAUCCUCCACCGGACGCAGUCCAACGAACGAGCAAAGUAGCACCAUAUACCGCUCCUUCGCUAAGCGAUGAAGAAAUAUUCGCUCGAUUUGGCGGUGUAAUCUCUGACGACGACCAACCUCCCGUGCCUCUACCUAAGGCACCCAAGAGACCAACGAGACCAAAACGUGCUCCCCAUGCCAGACCAUUUCCAUUCGAACUAGACAUCAAUCACUCCGAAGGUGCAUCAUCUAAAACUGGACGCCAUUCAUCCUUGGGCCCACCAAAAUCUCAUUCGCCUCACCUGUCGGACGGCGAUGAAACAUCCGAAUCACGAAUUAACGACUUAUCCUCGCACCGGGUGCCCUACAUCGACCUUAACUCUCAACACACCACGUCAACUAAUGCAAGGAGCCCGAUAGCCAGCCGCUCUUCUCUAUCUCCCUCUUCCUCUUCCUCCGGCUCCGAAGAGAGUGACGAUUCUUCGGGCUCUAUCUAUCUUAUGAAUAGAGACUACAAGAAGAUGAAGGCGCUGAAACAUAUGCAGCCCUGGUUCUUGGUGAAGAGGGCUCUGGAGGGAGGAACAUCACCUAAGACUCAAAAGCGGACGCGGACAAAAUCUCCGUCGGUUGACAGAACUCCUACGCCCGAGCCACUGCCUCCCAGAUCCCAGGAUGAUCUCGAUGACUGGGUCCGCUACGAUGAUGACUACGAUAGACGGCCAAAUCAAAACGUUCGAACACCCGCAGACACGACUACCCGCCAGCCAUCAGUUGUGGAAAUAUCUGAUGACCAAAGUAAUGUUUCCUCUUCAAGUAACGACAACGAAGUCGAGUUCGUAGCCGCUGCUCGAACGUCUCCAGGACCGCGCAUGGAACGUGAUUUAAUCGACCGAAUGCUGAGUCGUUCGACAUACGUUCGUAAAGGACGUGAACCCGAGCGACAGAGAAAACACCGACGCGUGAAUCAUGCAUCGCAUAGUCGCCAGACCAAACUACGAUUCCCUGUCGUCGAUCGGACGUCACAUGACAAGGAGAAUACUAUUCCGGCGAGACCGAGGCAGCUAUCUGAGGAUAUUGACGAGGCUAGACCUUCCCGACGACCCCGUCGACGGUACUUCGGAGGGUCUUUAGAGGAUGAUGACCUCAUAUUCGGAAGGACAUCACCCAUCGACCGCCCCUGGCCCUCGGGUCUUGCAAGAGCCGGAAAGCCCAAUCCCUUGUCGGUCGAUCCUCCAAAAGCGUCGAGCAACCGUUUUCAGUGGAAUCGGUCCACAAAUAAUGUGAUACAGGCCGGACCUUUGCCUAACGUAUCUCCCCGAUCCCCUGGGAUAAAUGACAGUAUUGGCCCCCCAUCAGACUGGGAUUUAUACACCACUUUCAGCUUGGAUUUCGGCAUUCGCUGUUUGCCCCCUGGGAUCAAGAUGCCCUCCACCUCGUUCAUUGGCAAAGGUCGACUGUUUGAGCUUAUUUCAUUGGUCAGCAACCCUGCUGCUGUUUUGGAUGCGCUCCCGCGAUCGUACUCUGGCUUCGGCCUCAUGCUUGAAGCCGACCCGAAUUAUGAAGAUUUCGAGUCAAAGCUCCCCGCAAUUUGUGACGCGUUGCAUACUUGGAUUUCGUCAACUUCUCAGACAGACACAGACGCAGAUGCAAGGGAUCUGAUGCGAUACGUUGCUUUGAGUGUGACAAGACUCAUUCCGCGACAAACAAUAGAGAAUGCAGAACAAGCCUGUGACGAGGUGGAGAAGCAGGUCCAACAUCUCCUUCGACGUUUUCCAGAACCGCCAACUACACGUGUGUCCCCUGCUCAUCUGCACCUACAGUGGUUUGUGGUUGAUGUUUGCGCCCGAAUGGUGGCAGCUUUGCAAAGCCUCAAUCCUGGGGAGACGCCACAAAUUCGAAGGCUCUUGGAAGUCAUCGAGAGGAGCAUAAGCGAACUUAUAACAGCUCUCCUUCAUCUCGGGAUGCACAAUGCAAUGCAAACUAUCAAGCAGUUGCAAGCUGAUGGUAUCGACGCAUUGGAUGAUCCUCUCGUGGAACUGUGGGUCUGUGUCAUCCACCUCACAAAAGCAAUGUCCACCCGCUACAGUUCCAUACCUUCCUUUAGUCAACAGCUGGAGACUGCUAUUGCCCUUCGAUACCCUUCUGGCAUGAGCGUACAUGCAUGCGAGCAAAUCUGGUACACGACCAUGUCAGUUUGUUUGUUAUCCCAAUUUACAUCCUCCGGCAUCACUCUCAGGGAACCGCUCCAGGAGACUCAUUGGCCCAUCGUUCUGAAAGCCCUUGCUUACGCUCCACUUCUACCUCACCAGACUGCGCAGCAAUCUCUCAGCAAUGUUGCGGCGAUCAAUCGAGACAAGCACAUCUGCAUGAUUUUGCGACGAUGCUGCUUAAUGGUUGCUCGAUGGGGGUGGGACCUGUCUUCGGCAGAGGGACUCCUGAAGCUCUUCAAUGAUUUGUUCAAAGCACGUAAGUUCUCGAAUCUAGACUUACAGGAAGAACGGAAAGCCGAUUUCGCCCCAUUUUUGACGAAUUUGGACGUGCGUCUUCUCAGCAACCUUGAGCAAACGGACACCGCCUAUGGACUAUUCCUCAAGCUUUUGGCGGGCACAAUCGAUGGACUACGAUCGAAGGAUAACGAAAAGGCCAUAAUGAAAUUGCUGGGGGCACUCAUCCCAGUAGGUGUGGUGACCUUCACCAAAGAAAAGCCGCCAACUCGCUUUGAAUUGUCACAAUUGCACAACCGGUACAGUGCCAUUCUCCUCGCGAUAUAUCUGGAGCCCUCGACCGCCACGCGACGCAUCGAGUCUGCCCGCCGAAUCCUCGACUUCGUCAAAGCUGAUCAUAAUUCCCGUCAAGUAUGUCUACGAGCCGUCAUGUAUUUGGGCAUCAUGUUGCGGCAUCUGAAGUUGCCCCCCAUUUCCGCAGUUCAAUGGACAAGUGAAAUGAUGGAAAUCAUGCUUCAAGAAUUCUCUGCUGCGCUGCUCCGGGAUAACUCUGUGCCAUUGUCAAAAGAGGGGAAAAUAAUUCGAGAUGAGGCCGAAAUGAUGAUCUGCCUGUUGGUCAGGUCGAUCACAAAAGUGAUCAAGGUUUCUUCACUCGACGCAACGAGGGCAAGCCCAGUCAUUUAUCCCGAUAUUGUGUUUCUGCAGAAUUCGUGGACAUCUAAAAUUCUGCGAUCGGCAUCCUACGUCAAGUCUGUUGUAUCAGUAGAGAUUCUGCGUUACAUUCAAGCGUUUCUUGAUGAGCGUCUGCGUGCCCUUCCAACUGGCACUAUCCCAGUGAGUCAGACAGAACGCGAUGAAGAAAGUCAAGACUAUGGGGAUGCCGAUUAUGAAUGGGAUGAUCCGACCUUCAUCCAGAUGCUGGAUAUGGCAGACGGUGUCGGGGACGUUUCCUUUACGAGGACAGCAGAGAAGAAAGUGGUAGAGACUGUUGAAAACGACCUGUCUCCAGCCGUCUUUCAAUUCAUCAGCAACAUUUUUGCGAAUGGGUCUGUUCUUCCCCCCGAAGGCUGGGAGUUGGUAGAUGCAGCGGUCGAUUGCUGGGCAAGCUGUGGUUAUGUCAUCAUUUACAACAACCUUCGAGACUGGUCCUCUUAUGUCAGCGCGUAUGGUGUAGAGUCGUGCACUCGCCUUAUGAACAAGGCAGACCGCCGAAGGGUGGGGUUGCGAUUCAUGUAUAAGGCCAUACUGCUCGACCCCGGUGCUUACAGACGUUGUGAAGAGGAAUUCCUGAGCAUGUGGUGUCAGACCAUCGUCCGUCCUAGACUCACAUUAGAACACAAGUACACUGAGGCUCUGCUUCAAUGUAAAGAGGCCCGGCAUGGACUGCUUCAACCAUUAUGGACACACGAAUUCCCCCAUACACAGAUGGAUGCCGGUGGGCUGGAGGCUGUCAGGAUUGAUCUCAUUGAAUUGGUACUCAUUCACGCCAGUCGUACUCUGGCUGACCCGUCAGGUGACGCGAUCAGCGACAAGCAGAAGAGGAUCAUCAGCACGGUUCUUAGGGAGUUAGUGCCAGCAAUGAAGGACUAUUACUGGGUGUAUAUGUCCGCCGAUGCAGCAGAAACAAACAAGAAUUAUUACCAACUCUGCCAACGCGUCCUUGCCAGCAUGGAGCGCAACAUUCCUCAGUUGUUGGUCAAUGGCGAUCUGACAUGGCUCCCUCCACCACAGCAAGGAGACAUACAUAUUGUACAAAGCGCUGGUAUUAUACAUUAA